This is a messenger RNA of Ilex paraguariensis (yerba mate), 960 nucleotides long. The record is from the annotation of a GenBank genome assembly. NCBI's taxonomy places the organism in Eukaryota, Viridiplantae, Streptophyta, Magnoliopsida, Aquifoliales, Aquifoliaceae.
CUCUCUCUCUCUCUCAAACCCCCAGAAAAAACUCUGAAACACCGCCACCCGCCAUGUAUGGACAGAACAGUAACGAAUUUUCCUACGCCUUAACUUCCGAUUUUCUUGGCCAGUUUUCUGUUACACCACCAUCGGCCUUCCCUUUAGCUCCAUUGCCACCACUUCUGAUCAUUCCCGGCAACGAGUUCGACUCGGUGUCGGGGUUGAAAUCAGAGUUUGGUUACAGUACUAGUAGUGGGUGCAGUAGCUAUGGCUCGCCGAGUUCACUUACAAGCUAUGGGACGACGACUCAGCAGCCGAGUUUGAUACAGAGGAGUGUGAGCAGUCACUCUCUCCAGAAGAACGUUAAUGGAUUUCACCAACUCGUUUCUUCUCCCACUGAGUACCUUGACUUGGAGACAAGUCCGGUGAGGAGGGUGGUCAGCACCGGAGACUUACAGAGAAUUAACAUGGUUCAACAUAAGCAACUGCCAGAGAGUCCAUUAUCCACCGAGAGCAGUAUCAUUGAAAGUAUGACCAAAGCUUGUCGAUACAGUCCGGAGGAGAAAAAGGAGAGAAUCGAGAGGUACAGAAGCAAGAGAAAUCUGAGAAACUUCGACAAGAAGAUUAAGUAUGCAUGUAGGAAGACAUUGGCGGACAGCAGACCCCGUAUCAGAGGGAGGUUUGCGAGGAACGGUGAGAUUGAAAAGACGCCUGAAAAUGAUCAAUGGAGUCAUGUAGGUGGAGAGGAAAACGAAGAGGACGAUGAUAAUUGGAUCAAUUUUCUCGAUGCUUUCUCAGCAAAUCUAAUUCCUUAAUAUGUCAAAAGAGUUCCAAAGUUUUUUUUUAAUGUUUUUGGAGCUCUGUUGUGGCAGUAUUAGUUGUAAUGUUUCUUAUUUUAUAUAUUAUGGUGUUAUUUCAAGAGUUUUCUGGCUCAAAAAUUGUACAUAUAGUUGGUUGCAUUAUUAUUUUUAUCAUAUA